UCUUAGAACUCUGAAACGAUCCGUACAAGAUGGCGCCCUCCUGGCAUUUUUUUACGGAUGAGGCCACCUUUCCGUCCGCAAGAGUGUGGUUUCCGCUGACGAAUUAUCCCAAAAUGGCGGCGCUCAUUUAAAAAUGGCGGCUCCCAGUGGAGGUGUGUGUUUUUUCCGUACAACCUCUGCGAACGGAAGCGCAUGGUCCCGUUCUCUGAUGUUUAGUGUCAAAAUGGCAGCUUGCGUGGCUCGGAGGCUGGGUACGGAAAUCUUACCGGUGGGAGAGCUAGGGAAGGGAGCGGGGCUAUUGAUUUUGCAUGGCUGUCCAGAGCACGAAGCUCUAUGCUUUUCUGGGAGUCAGCCCCACCGAACCCGAUGGGGAGUCCUUACUGAGUAUACAUUCAUGGGAGGAUUGCGGGGUAAAAGAGGGAGUUACCCCCCCCAAGUGCCCUUCUUUUCCUACUAUCAUCGCAGGUUGCUGUUCCAGAAUACCCAUGUCAAAUUCUGGAUGGUGAAACAUGCACAGUUGCCCCUCUAGCAAUUUUUGAAAAGGGGGGGAGGCGCACGACUUUUAUGGCUUUUAAAUGGCUAUAUAUAUGUGUGUGUGUGUAGAUUUCUAAAUGGCCUUUGCUUAGUUUCUUUUAGCUUGUGCGUUGCGAUGAAAAUAUAGCUUUUGACAUUUUAAGCACAACCCGUUGCCAGAGCCCAUAAUGGUUAUAACUGAUUUAUGCUCCGGCUUUGGCUAUAGCAUUAUGCUGUUGUGCUGUUGUGCCUAUGAAAUACCCGUUGCUACAACUUGCAAGUAGGGAGAUGGCUCGAAUCCUGCUUGCAGAUUUCCCACAGGCAUCUAGUCAGCCACUGUGAGAACAGGAUGCUGGGCUGGCUAGAUGGCCUGUUGGCCUGAUCCUGUAGCCUUCUCUUAUGUUCCUAUAAGGAGAGAGAGAGAGGCAAUUUGACCCUCCAGAUGUAGGAAUUCCAACUGCCUGAUGUAAAAUGUAGUCAAAAAAUGCUGGCUAAUCCCGAUGAGUACCUGCUUUCCUCUACCACACAGCACGUCAUCCUUGCAAAGUUCUCGGGUCAGGUUUUGCUUCUGCCCAUGAACUUGGUGGUAGCCUUGGGGCAGUGGAGCAUUUGCAAUAAUAAUAAUAAUAAUAAUAAUAAUAACUAGUAUAGACCUGCCUAACAGGGUUGUUGUAACAAUUACCAAAAGAAUGCUUAGAAAGCUUUGGGUCCCCUAAAGUAUAUUUAUCUAUAUCCAGUUUCAAGAGUACAAGGCACCGUGAGUCUAACUGAAUCCUGAAUUUCUCUUUCUACUUCCAACCCUACAGGACCUCGGCUGGCAAAAAUUGCUUCGAUGUCUCGGACCUUCCAUUGCAGUACUGUGGAUCAGUCUGGUGGGGCCUGGAGAGUGAAGUGAGUGCCAGAGAUAGAGGGAGGCAUCUUCAGAGCUAGAGAGAGAUCCUUCAUCUUACUUACUCCAUUAUUAUUAUUAUUAUUAUUAUUAUUAUUAUUAUUACUUUUCUGGCAGCACUGCAAAUGACUUUGCCCUCUGUAUACUUCCUUCCAGGCACGGUUUCCCUAUAAACCCUUCACAUUAUGGACCCUUAACAGACCUUCCUGACUGGUCGUUUGCUGGUAAGAAAAAUGGGUGUUUGUAUUAUUUGUUUCACUGUAUUUAGGCUGCAGACUUGCAAAAUAAAAAUAACGUUGCCUUUACAUAAUAUCGGACCAUUGAUCCAACUAGGUCAGUAUUUAUAAUCUCCUCUUCCACCCCAACUCACAGCUCGGUUAAUCCUGAAGAGAACCAGUGUACUUUGCUAAGUGCAGUAAGUUUUAGUGUUAAAAUUUGGCCCAUAAUCACCAUUCCUCCCUCCACCUCUUUCCCCCUUUUCUUCCUAAUGUAACACUAAUGUCUCACAGCAAAUGAAACUGAUCUGUAGAAAACGCAGCUUUAAAAAGAGACAUUGCACGUACUUUUGUAAACUAAGAAAUCUUUAAUAAUUUUUUUUUUAAUGGCCCAUAAAACUUGUUACUAUCAGCCAUGAUCUGAGGGCACAAUAAAAGGGUGUGACUGUAGCAUCCUUUGCAAGCAGGCACCUUCCAGAUGUUGUUGGACUACAACUCCUAUCAGCCCCUUGCUGGGAGUGAUGGGAGUUGUAGUCCAGCCUCUGGAGAGCACCAGCUUGGGAAGGGUGGAAGAGAGCAUGCAUCUGUGUUGAAAUAACCUUAACAACCUGGCGUGAGGUGCUAUUGAGAUUACUUUCUUGUACUUUUGAGCAUACAGGGAAGGAGCAAGUAUCUGUAUCCUUUUUUGUUUUUUCUCUACCCCAGAUGGGCGGCCAGCCCCACCGAUGAAAAAUCAUCUCCAUAGGAAGGAAAGGAACGAAAACUUGGCUGUAAGUGGGAGCCAGAGCGCCUAAGAGCCUUAGGAGUCCUGGUUUGGGGGGAAUUUUGGAAUAACAUUAAGGAAGAGUGCGGGGCUUCCCGGAUUGGCAGAAUGCUGGAAAACCUCACAGGUGUAAUAACAGAUAGAAAUGAGUCAAUCUGGAGCUAUUACUAUGCUGUUUGGGGGUUUUUUGGGGGGAGGGUUAAAAAUUUAUUUAAUCAUUUUUUCGAUACAAACAACAACCGCAAAAGACACAUACAACAAAAACCAUAAUGACAAUAAUAACACAAUUUGACAAUUCAGAUUUGAAUACACUGAUAUACCUAUGACUACACCUUUUUAACAAUAUUUUCCCACCUCUCUCUCCUCCUCCCACCGUUAUCCGCCUUAUCGCUUAAAUAUUCAUUCCCGAUUUCUUCAUAUUUAUCCAUUCUUAAUUUGCGUCGACAUGCAAUUCGUUCGUAUGUAGCUAAUCUGUCCAUAUUAUCAAUCCCUGAGCUCAAUGGAAUCUUUUUGCAGCUCUUCCAAUUCAUCAAAACAAGUUUUUUUGCUUCUAAUAAAGCACGAUACAUCCAAUUUUUUUUACCCCUUCAAGGGGCUAUUACUAUGCUGUUGCCCUAUAGGAAAAGGAUCCAGUGGGUUCUGAGGCAGGGAGUUUUCUCUCUAGAGGUCUGUUGUUUUUUAAAUGGCAGACUUAGUCUUGGAUCCCAUAAAUUAAGUCUGCAUAUGCCCAGAGGCAGGUUGCCUAUGAGCAUAUGCAGAGUGCUCACUGCUGAGCAACUUCAGCCAGCUCUUUCACCUCUUGAAACUCGGAUAAGGAUGGAAGGGAAGCAUGAGCCUUGGUGGGUUUCCAUUAAAGCUAUGAACGUAAACCAGUUUGAAUCCCAUCGCUAUUCCACGAACAUUUGGAAUUUUAGCUUUGUGCCUUCUGGAAUCCUGCUGAACAGUUCUCAAGAUUUCUUGAGAAAGGACAGUGCAGUUUGAAACCCAUUUUAAAAUUCACAGCGUAACGUAAUGUACCCUCAGCAACAGAUUAUGUACUUAUUUUAUUUAUUUAUUUGAUCCAGCAUAUGAAUCACUUCCCCCCCUAAAACACCUUGAAGUGAUUUCGCAGUUUAAAAAAGCAUCAGCGCUAAAAGCAGUUCCAUAUGUAAAAGCGAUUUUUAAGAUUCCAUAUGUUAAAAAGUGUUUCCAUGUAUACAAACGAAACAACGCUGUUUAAAAGCAAUUUCAUGUGUAGAAACCAUUCCAGAUCCAAUAUGAAUAUAGACUGCAAUAAAGAGAAUCACUUAAAACUCUUGUUGAAAAAGGCCGCAUCUGCUCCCAAGCAGAGCUACAGUUCUCACAGGGAACUCUGGGAAUGAUAGUUCUCUGAGGGAAAUAGUGGUUUCCUCACAACACUCAAAACCCUUUUUAAUUUUUUUUUAUUUCCUAAAAUUUAUAUACUGCUUGAUUGUGUGUGUGUGUUAUUUUAAAAAAACUAUGCUUCCCAGGAAUCACGUAGAAGCUGUGGCAGUUUAAAGUGGUAUGAUACUGCUUUGAACGUCUAAUGCAAAUGGGGCCAACAGAGACGGCGCCUGUCCAAUGGCCGCUGAGGAUUUCCUCAGGCGCUGAGCUCACUCUGCUCUUCACCUUGUCUCCUCAGCGUCGGGUAGCCAUGAUCUCCGCAGAAAUGGACCACGGGAUGGAGAAGUGGAAAGCUAAGCAGAAUGAACGAAAGCGACAGGCAGAGGAAAAGCGACGCAACAGACUUCAACCUAAAGGAAGCUCCCAAGAGCAAGACCCCAAAUAAAUAUUCCCCCCCCUCCAAUUUGGC
Podarcis lilfordi (Lilford's wall lizard) is the source of this 4193-nucleotide messenger RNA. Lineage: Eukaryota; Metazoa; Chordata; Lepidosauria; Squamata; Lacertidae. The record is from the annotation of a GenBank genome assembly.